AUGGGGUCUGAGAGUCCUAAAAUCACGCCCGCGGUCCAGCCUGCGGCGUCUAUACGCGGUCUUGAAGUUGAGAAGCCAGUUGGAAAGCACAACGAUGUAGGCCUGUUGAUGUAUGAAGAGUCCCUCGCCAUGGAUCCCGAGUUGCGUGAUCGGCUGGCGAAGCGGGUUCUUCGUAAACUAGACUAUGGGCUCCUCCCUGUUAUGUGCAUCAUCUACCUCACAUCGUUUCUCGACAAGCAAACCCUCAACUACGCCAGUGCCUACAGUCUGAAGACCGACCUAGGACUCGUCGGCACCGAAUACUCGUGGAUCGCAGCCAUCAUCAACUUUGGUAUCCUCGCCGGCUCCUACCCGGCGUCACUCGCCCUCCAGCGCUUUCCCAUCGGCAAGAUUGCUGGCGCUAUGCUUAUAUCAUGGGGCAUCCUCAACAUGUGUUCAGCGGCAACCAAGAACUUUGGCGGUUUGAUGGCUAUCCGCUUCUUGCUGGGCCUCUGCGAGGCGAGCAUGGGGCCGGCUUGGAUGUUGCUGACGUCCGUCUUCUGGACCCGCAGAGAACAGCCCUUGCGCAUGUGCUUCUGGCUUGGCUGCAACGGUCUUGCCUCAAUGCUCGGUGCUGGCAUCUCUUGGGGUCUAGGGCACAAUGACAGCACUGCUGUCAAGUCAUGGCAGCUCAUAUUUCUGACCAUCGGAGCCUUCACCUUUGUCUUUGGGGUCCUCGCCGUCUCUUUCCUCCCAUCCGGCCCACACGACGCGUUCUUCCUCUCCCACGAAGAGAAAUUGGUCGCCGUUUGGCGCGUCUCUGAAAACAAGACCGGAAUCAAGAACCCAAAGAUCAUGCUUUACCAGGUUAAAGAAGCCCUCAUGGAGCCGCGAGUGUGGCUCUUGGCCAUCCAGCAGCUGUGCAUUGGCAUUACGAACGGGGGCAUCAGCAACUUCACGAGCUCACUGCUGCUGGGAUUCGGUUUCAGCAGCUCAAAGUCCCUGCUGUACCAACUGCCGAAUGGCGCCUUCCAGCUCGUCUGCACCAUCGCCGCCGGCGUCGUCACAUCCUCGAUUCCUAACAGCAUCGUGAUCACCAUUGCUAUUUGCCAAAUUCCAACCCUCGCUGGCGUUGUCGGCAUCAGGCUCAUUCCCCUAGAGCACCAGGUACCGCUCGCUGCCUGCUGCUGGCUCUUUGGAUGCAUGGGCGGCGCUAUUAUCCUCAACUGGGCCAUCGUCGCCUCCAACUUUGCCGGGCACACCAAGAGAAUGACAGUCAACGGCCUCAAUUUCGUUUUCUACUACGGUGGUAACAUCAUCGGCCCGUUCCUGUUCAUCUCGAAAGAAUCACCCAAAUACCCAACCGCUGUCUCAGCCAUGGCGUCCCUCUUUUCAAUCUCGAUUGCCAGCUCUCUGUUGAUGGGCUUGCUGAUGGCGCUGGAGAACAGGAAGCGCGACAAGGCGGCCCGCGCGGCCCAGCAGGAUGCGGACGCCAUGAAUGAGCCUGAUUCUGGGUAUGAUGGGUUUACUGACCACACGGAUAAAGAGAUGGCAGAGUUCCGUUACAAGUGGUAA
Molecule: messenger RNA, 1554 nt
Organism: Pestalotiopsis fici W106-1
Lineage: Eukaryota; Fungi; Ascomycota; Sordariomycetes; Amphisphaeriales; Sporocadaceae
Exons: 3
Coding region: 1-1554 (517 amino acids)
Biological process (GO): transmembrane transport
Cellular component (GO): membrane
Molecular function (GO): transmembrane transporter activity
Source: RefSeq, a predicted model, not a curated record